CUUUUCGGGCGCGGUCUUCUAUAUAAAGCAUCCGGCGAGAUGUCUUGAGGCAGUUCGGCGAGUACUGAAUUAUCAUUCAGCAGCGCAACCAAAAAAAACAAAACUCAACAUGAAGUUCUUCGUUUUGGCUUCCGCACUUUUCGUCAUUGCUAAAGCUGGUGUUAUUCCAUCAGUGGCUGUACCCGCAGUUACCCGCAUAACUGCUCCAGCUUUUCUAACAGCCAUUCCAUUGGCUCGCCAUUCUAGCCAGUAUCAUUCCCAGGACUCAAUUGGUCAGUAUUCGUACGGUUAUGCUAAUGACCUGUCAGCUAAAAACGAAAUCAAAUCUGCCGAUGGUCAGACCGUAGGAUCUUAUUCUUACAUCGAUGGAAAUGGACAGAUACAAAAUGUUCAAUACAGGUAAUUAGAAUUAGUGUA
Messenger RNA from Sitophilus oryzae (rice weevil), 417 nucleotides. RefSeq names its product cuticle protein 6-like. The record is from RefSeq and is a predicted model, not a curated record. Gene Ontology annotation, molecular function: structural constituent of chitin-based larval cuticle. The coding region runs from base 110 to 403 and encodes 97 amino acids. The transcript is spliced from 2 exons. Gene Ontology annotation, cellular component: chitin-based extracellular matrix. NCBI's taxonomy places the organism in Eukaryota, Metazoa, Arthropoda, Insecta, Coleoptera, Curculionidae.